Molecule: messenger RNA, 1316 nt
Organism: Rhinichthys klamathensis goyatoka
Lineage: Eukaryota; Metazoa; Chordata; Actinopteri; Cypriniformes; Leuciscidae
Gene: ccdc33
Product: coiled-coil domain containing 33
Exons: 10
Coding region: 40-1182 (380 amino acids)
Cellular component (GO): peroxisome
Source: RefSeq, a predicted model, not a curated record
GCAGUUUUCUUUCAGCAUGCUGUUUGUUUUUCCCCUCAGAUGGAAAGGGAUUCCUUUGAUUUGCCAUCACAUGACGCCCUCUCAAAGAUCCUCCUGGAGUAUCUUCAUCUCGUCAAAAAUCCUAAAACUCAGACCAGGACAGAAUCUCUACCACAGAAAAAGUCAAACUCUCGGCUCAACCGAACCUUUGAUGUGCAUUCACCUAAAAAAAGUCCAUCACUACCUGAUUUCAAAAAGUAUCCUCAUGCAAGUGAAGUCACUGACCAUCAAACUAAAGAGUUGGAAAACUAUCGUGCGGCUAUGCAUAAGAUGGCGGAUGACAUCAUCGGCCUGCGCUCUCAGUUGAGCGGACUGGAGUCUGAGAACGGUCGGCUCCGGCAUGACCUCUCCCGCCAUCAGGACCUGGGCCAAAGCCUGCUGGACGACACCGACGCGGACAUCAUGACCAAGACCGAGAUUGCUGACCGGAUCGCCUCUCUGAAGUUCAAGCUCUCCAGUGAAAGCAGCAAAGCCGCUGCCCAGAAGGACAGAAUCCAACAGCUUCAAAACGAGCUCAUCAGGAAGAACGACAUUGAGAAAGAGUUUGUCCAGCUGCAAAGAGCACAUCAACAGCAGCAGGCGGUGCUAAAAAGAUAUCAGGCCCGUGGCAGUAAGAUAACUGUGCUGGAGGAUACAGUUCGCCAACAGGAAAAGGUCAUUGAGAAGAUGGAGAAAAUAUUGGAUGCGAAACUGAAGGAAAUAAACAAAGGAUAUUCAGAGAAGAAGAGAACAGCUGUGAAACAGAAAGAUGAAGAGCAGCUCAAGAGUAGAGAGAUCGAGUCUGUGCUGGCGGCAGAAAACUCUCGACUCCGAGCAGAGCUGGACAGGCAACGUAAUCUACCCCCACCUAUCAUCAUCCAGCCGCCUGUGCAGUCCCAUCAGCCUUUCUCAGACAGCGAGAAGCUGGACUUAUUGACGCAGCUGGCGAGAGCUGAGGGUCGAAUCCAGACACUGGAACAACAGCUGAAAGAGAACUCCAGACAAUGGGGGAAAGAGAAACAAGACAUGUUGACCAGACUCAGUGAAUAUGAACAUGGAUUCACUCGAACAUCACCCAUGAUUCUUUUUGAUCUGCCCGUGAAAAGUCUGAGUGAUUCUGUAUUAGGACAUUCUCGAUACAGGCAACUGGAACCUCUGAAGUGAUCACGUCAAAUCAAUGUUAGUAUUUUGCAAAAUAUUUUUUGGGGAAAAAAGUGUAUUUUUAAUAUAAAAAACAUCAUAACAUUUUUAUGUGCCAAUUUUCAUUUAUUCAGAUUAAUUCAAAGCGUCUCAUUUGU